CGACGGUGAGCAGGAUCUAAGGAGGAAUAUAAAUAAUAAAUAAUAAAUAGUAAUAAAAUAAAAGAACAGAUUUAAGAGAAAAAAAUUAUAAACGCAAUUAAAAAACAUUGAAGAACAAAAUAAAAAAACAGUUAACGAAUAUAGCUGUAAAAAUCUAAUGAAUUGGAAAGGAAGUGAUCUCCAAAGUCUGAGCCCGUGAUUUGUGAUUUGUGUUGGUGUUUUUUGAAAAAUACAAGGAUAUAGGAUGGAGCAUGACAGCUUCGACGACCACAUUUUUGGGGACUUUGGCAGCGGUCCAUUAAACCCUCUAGGCGCCAAGCCACUCCUGCCUACCUCGACUGCUAUGCAUCCCGUGAUGCUGGGCAGUGUCCACGAGUUGUGCAGCCAGCAACAGCAGCCCCCGCAGCAACAGAGAUUGCCCGACUGCAACACAAUUCUGCCGAACGGAGGGGGAGGAGCAAGUGGUGGUUCUGGUCCCGGAGGAUCUCCCAACUAUGUGCCCAAGCUAGACUAUGUUAAGAUUGGCUGUUACUCACCGACCCAGAAGUUCGAGUACAUCACUGCCCCUCAGAAAAUCGUGGAGCAGCAAAAUCAGCAACAACAUCACCUGCACUAUGCGGCUACUCCUCCGCCCAGCCAUAACGGCAUUAUGAUCCACAAACAGCCCUCCCAACAACAGCAGCAACUGGUGGGAAUCCUUGACUAUCAUCCGAUGAAUGGCAAACUUGACUACUCGCCCAAGGAUCAGUACGAGCCACAGCAGCAGUUGCAACACCUCUACGGUGGCAGCCCACAUCACCUAGAUCAUCUGGAUCAGCACGGGACCGACGCUCUGCUCCAGGACUCCUCUCCAGUGAUGCUCAACGGAGGUUCAUCGGUUGGAAAACUGAAAAAGCCCGAUGAAAUCUGCGGACAAAUGGAGGCCGGUGGCCCUGUCGCCACUGCGACCACCAGCUCCUCGACGGUCAAUGGUGGUGCAGGAACACCCAACGGCACUUCAACCAGCUCCACAGGAGUUCAGGGGGCAGCAGGCGCAGCAGGAGGUGUGACAUCCGCUGCGCCGAAAAAGGAGAGCAGCAGCAGUAAAAAGAAAGGCGAUCCCAAUGGCAUUAAAAAAAAGAAAACGAGGACAACCUUUACUGCCUAUCAGCUGGAGGAACUGGAACGCGCCUUCGAGCGUGCACCGUAUCCGGAUGUUUUUGCACGCGAAGAACUGGCCAUCAAGUUGAACCUAAGCGAAUCCAGGGUGCAAGUGUGGUUCCAAAACCGACGCGCCAAAUGGCGAAAGCACGAACCGCCACGAAAAACGGGCUACAUCAAGACGAGCACUCCGCCCACGGCAAAUCUCAAUCCCGGAACCCUGGCCCCUCCAUUUACCAGCUACCCGCAGACGACUACAGUGACGCCCCCGGGCAGUAUGGAUAGCUGGACCAGCUACCAGACACCUUACGAAUUGACAACACAGUUCAGUUUGCUUUCCCCGGCGGCCAGUCCUUACGGCACCUAUUCCGGCCAGUAUGGUGCUUAUGUGCAUGAGAGUCAGAUGUUCCCAAUGCGGCACUUUGAUUACGGGAGCCCGCCGCGCAUGGAGAUGGGAACUGCAUCCGGAUCGGUACCAGGGGGAGGCGAAGACGUGGUGGCCAAUGGAACAAGCUACCAGCCGGCGGAACUUCAGGCCGCUCAGCAUCCACAGCAACAACAAUUGGCAGAUAGCACCCUGGUCACAGUCCAUACCCACCAGCAGCAGCAAUCCCACCAGUCCCAGCAGCAACUAAACGGGAAGUACCUGAGCGCAGAGGAAACAAAAUACGUACACCUUCAAUGCCACCAAAGUGGAUCAGGUCUAGAGUUGAGUCCUAGUUCAAACUGUCACCUAGUAGAGUCUCAAGGUCAGCACUAUGUGACAAGUGCUCCAGGCGGAUCCUCUAGCGGCGGAGGUGGAGGAGGUACCAGCAGCGAUGACAACGACAGCGGUGGCAUGCAGGCUGUGAUCAAAAGUGAGAAUGCCGCCCAGCAGCAGCAGGCGCAGACCUUUGCCCUGCCGCCUUUUUUGCACUAAGGGAAAUGCUCACACAUAGACGACAACAGCAGAACAGCAGCAACCGCCGCUGGACCACGUCCAUCAUGCCAAGCGCCCGAUUCAGGCGUCCAUUUUAAGAGUGCGUGGGGUGUGCAGCAUUUCGAACCUUGUAUCUUCGGCUGGCUGUGGGGCCGUGUGGACCUCAAAAAAGAGCCAGGCAUUUAAAGAUUGUCUUCAAAGCAAAAUCGUAUUUAUAGUCUCGAAUUUAACGGUAACAUUUUAUAUUUUCGAUAGCCAAUUAAUGUAUCAUGUGUAAUUUUUGAUAUUUAAGCCCGACUGAGUUCCACAAUCCAGAAGCUUUUGGGACUUUGCAGAUCUGCUAUACAGAUAAAGUCCCUGGCCAUUGUUUUCAUAUUGCCAUAGGUUCCUUUUAGAUUUAUUUUCGCAAGUUGCAACAACAGAAUCGAUAAGUCUUGCCAAAACUUAACGUAUAUUCUAGUUUUAAGUAUAGAUUAGCAAAGGCUAGAGCUUCUAAAACAUACAUACAUAAGUACACAUGUAGAGCCCAGUCUAAAUGCAUUCGAAAUGUGCCUUACCCGUUUGAUAAAGGGUGGAUUUCCCGCAAAGACCCCCGAAUCCAAACUUACUUCUAGUAUAUCCAGACAUAAUUUUAAAUACUGUUGUUUAGACAAUAAAACUUGCUGUAUUGUAUAUUAGCUCAUUUGGCAUUACAAAGUUAUUACAUACUAAUCUAUCCACUUUGUAUAUUCGUUAAAAAAUUUGUUGUACCUACAAUUAAAUUAGUUUAAAUUACGUUAUUGUAUCAUACUCUAGGACAUUUUGCCAAUGUAUAUAAUAGACAUAUGAAUAAAUCUUAUUUUGUACCAA
Molecule: messenger RNA, 2908 nt
Organism: Drosophila bipectinata
Lineage: Eukaryota; Metazoa; Arthropoda; Insecta; Diptera; Drosophilidae
Gene: repo
Product: reversed polarity
Biological process (GO): regulation of transcription by RNA polymerase II
Molecular function (GO): DNA-binding transcription factor activity, RNA polymerase II-specific; RNA polymerase II transcription regulatory region sequence-specific DNA binding
Source: RefSeq, a predicted model, not a curated record